Varroa destructor (honeybee mite) is the source of this 789-nucleotide messenger RNA. RefSeq names its product succinate dehydrogenase, subunit D (gene SdhD). Lineage: Eukaryota; Metazoa; Arthropoda; Arachnida; Mesostigmata; Varroidae. Gene Ontology annotation, biological process: tricarboxylic acid cycle; mitochondrial electron transport, succinate to ubiquinone. Gene Ontology annotation, molecular function: heme binding; ubiquinone binding. The record is from RefSeq and is a predicted model, not a curated record. Gene Ontology annotation, cellular component: mitochondrial envelope; respiratory chain complex II (succinate dehydrogenase); membrane.
UGACCAAAGAAGGUGUGCCGCAUAUAUGGGGUCACCGUCAACAAAGCUCUGCGUUUAAACAAAAGGCUUGCUGCUUCUACCGAGCAUUGCAGGACGUACAGAAUUUUGCAGCUCGUUAGCAAGUAUGAGCCUUCUCAUUGUUCAGAGAACAAUGCCUGUCAGCCGGGCGAUCCUUCGCCAAGCACUUUUUAGAAGUCGUGCCGUAACGUCCACUACCGUUACGACUUCUGCAUCUUCGAUGAUGAUCUCCAAGCGUAGCUCCAGCUCAGGAAAUUUCACACCACUGUGGACUAUGGAAAGGGCCGUUUCCGCUGAUAUUAUUCAUCUAGGUCUCGUAGGGAUCGUUCCUAUUGCCCUCAUGAUGCCGAACCCGGCUACAGAGUUCAUUUUAGCGCUUUCCCUUACUGCUCAUAUUCAUUGGGGAAUAGAGGCAGUAGCCGUUGACUACGCUAGGCCUCGAGUUGUAGGCGAGUUCUUGUCGAAGGUGGCUAUUGGCACUGUCUACGCGCUGUCAUUUGCCACCCUUGGUGGUCUUAUGUAUUUCAACUUCACCGAUGUAGGACUCGCUCACGCGAUUCGUAUGCUUUGGAGCUUAUAAAGACGAUGCGGUACUUAAUUACGUCAUACGCCUUUCAUGAGCCCAGGCCAGCUACACCAACGACGAAAAGGAUAUUAUUGGAUAUGUGCCGACAGAGUUAAUACAAUAGUCGAGAGUUGUAGUUGCUAUAAUUAAACACGACCUAUAUAUUACAUAAUCGUUACAGAUAGAAUAUAACACGUGAACGUCAA